Cygnus olor (mute swan) is the source of this 3448-nucleotide messenger RNA. RefSeq names its product FA core complex associated protein 100 (gene FAAP100). Gene Ontology annotation, cellular component: nucleoplasm; Fanconi anaemia nuclear complex. The record is from RefSeq and is a predicted model, not a curated record. Gene Ontology annotation, biological process: interstrand cross-link repair. The coding region runs from base 196 to 3339 and encodes 1047 amino acids. The transcript is spliced from 10 exons. Lineage: Eukaryota; Metazoa; Chordata; Aves; Anseriformes; Anatidae.
CCCCCCCCCGGGGGGGGGGGGAUCCCGCCCAUCGUCGCUUUACGGCCGCUGUCGCAAACUCCCCGCCCAUUGCGGCGGGCGCCGCGCAGCCGUAAAGCGGAGCCGCCCGCGCCCCCCGCCCGGUACCCGCAGCCCCGCCGGGAGGCGCCGGGGGGCGGGGGGGGGCCGAGGCCGGCCGCGGUCGCUCGCAGCACCAUGGCGCACGUGUGCCACCGGGUGGAUUACCUGGCCGGCUUCUGCUGCCCGGUGGGGGGGCUGGUGGCGGGCAAGCCCCGCGUGCUGUGCCACGAGAACGAGAUCUACCUCUCCAACGGCACCGAGUUCGUCUACGUCUACGACCAGGAGGGGAAGGUGCUCAAGGCCGUGUACAGGUGCCCCGACCAGGUGUGGCACGUGGAGCUGCUGCCCCAGCCCAGGCAGCUCUACAUCCUCUGCGCCCACAGCGGGAUCUACUGCGUGGCCCUGGAGCAGCAGAGCAGGUUAACGGAGCAGACGGACGGCGACGGCCAAGAAAGCGACUGCCCUUCCGGCGUCUUCCCCGUCGACUCGGACGCCUGCAUCUUCCCGGACUCCAGCCUCUGCAUGUUCACGCUGCUCAACACCUUCGUCAUCACCCUGUCCCAGGCCCACGGCAAGUGGUGGAUGAAGCUGCACGAGCUGCCGCGCCCCGAGCAGGAGGAGAGCCCCCCGUACCGGCAGGUCAGCGAGGUGGGCUUCUGCCCCGGCCCCCCGCCCGCAGCCCAGGGGGACGGCCCGCCGUCGCGCUUCCUGCCCGUCCUCUGCUGCGCCUCCUCCCCGGGCACGGCGGGCUCCGGGGAGGGGCCGUGGUGCUCGGGGGGCUUUGUGCUGGAAGAGCCCCUCUUCAGCUUGCUCUUCGGGAUCGACGCGGCCAUGCUGGAGUCGCCGAUGAUCCUCUGCGGCUUCCCGGACGGACAGCUCUGCUCGGUGCCGCUCAAAGCCCUCAGCUCCUCGCCGGCUGCCGACGGCUGCCAUGACGUUUCGAGCCGAGACCCCCCGGUGAAGAUCCUCCACCAUUUGGAGGAGCCCAUCGUCUUCAUCGGCGCCUUGAGAACGGAGCGGAGGGCGGCGGAGGAAGAGGAGGAGGAGGAGGAGGAGGCCGAGGACGAGCCGCUCUUCGGCGCCACCGGCUGUGACUGCGUGGUGGCCGUGGGCCACUACGGCAAGAUGGUGGCCGUCAAGGCGGACCAGCGCCAGGAGGCGACGGUGCCGGAGCUCAGGGAGUACUCCUUGCGCGGGCCCAUCCUCUGCGCCGCCUGCGGCAGCGGCAGCCGCAUGUAUUACAGCACGCACUCGGACAUCUCCGCCGUCGACCUGGACUGGGUCGGCGAGUCCUCUGACCCCGAGGACGCCGAGAGCCCCGCCGGCGUCCUGCCUCCCGUCCUGUCUCCGGCCAGUUUAAGUAUCUGUAGCGUCGUGGCCCUUUCCUUGUCAUCUCGGGCGUCAGAAGGGGAAUCGGAGCUGCUGGCCCUGUCUGCCAAAGGCCGCCUCAUGACCUGCGACUUGUGCAGCCCCGAGGACGCCGACGUGGAGCUGACGCCCGCCGAAAUCGGCCGGAGGAUCAAGGAGCUGCUGUCCGGGAUAGGCAACACCUCGGAGAGAGUUUCCUUCCUGAAGAAGGCGGUGGACCAGAAGAACCGAGCUCUGGCCAGCCUGAACCAGGUGAUGAACGUGAGCGCGGCUUUGCUGUCCAGCCAAGAAGGCCAGAAGCCCAUUGCUUGCACUGUCACUGCCAACUGGAGCUGCCUCCUGCUCCGAGAUACCGUAACCAUCUCCUGCCUGCUGGAGAACUGCAGCGAGUACAGCCUGGAGCAGGGCUGGACCCUGUGCGUUCAGCUCCUGGCCAGCCCCUGUGCCUUAGAGGAGGAGUCCGCGGAUUCAGCCACCACCUUCACCUUCCCCAUCGACCAGCUCCUCCCGGGGAACAAGAGGGAGCUGACGCUGCCCCUCGGCUCUGCCGCGGACGCCAAGCUGGACCUGCCUCUGACCAUCUCCUGUGCCCUCUACUACAGUUUGCGGGACAUCCUGGGCAGCGGCUCCGACUCCUCCGAGGCCCUGGACGACCUCCUCCCCGACGACUCGCCCAUCCUGUCCCCGGACAGAGAGGGGAUCUGCCUGCCCCUCAGCGAAUGCACCAUUGACAUGCUCCAGUGCCUGCGUUUCGAGAGCAGCCCCGCCGGGCCAGACGCCUCCCCCCCAGCGGCUGCGCUCCCCGCGCCCCCAGACCCCGUGGAGACCUUCCUGAAAGCCUCCGGGGAGCAGACUGAGCCCGGCGAGCCGAAAGCCGCGGCAGAGGGGAGCCUGCCGCCCUCGGCGGCCUCCAUCAGGGUGUCCUCGGAGCUGCUGAAAGCCGCGCUGAAAACCUCCAGCUCAGGUGGCCAUGAACGACCUGAGCCCGGCGGGCCCCAUCCAGGCGGUGGAGAUCUUCAUGGAGAGCCCGUCGCUGGCCGACAUGUGCAGGAUGCACCACGCCAUCAUCCGGCGCAUCCAGGCGCUGGUGCUGGAGCAGGCGGCGCAGGGCUCGGGACCCCCCGACCUCCGCAUGCAGUACCUGCGCCAGAUCCAGGCCAACCACGAGAUGCUGCUGAAGGAGGCGCAGUCCCUGCGCGCCCGGCUGCCCCUCGGCGAGGAGGGCGCGGUGACGGCGGAGAAGCUCCUGCACGUCUACAGGCAGCUGCGCAACCCCAGCCUCGUUCUCCUGUGAGCAGCGGGGCACCCAGAGCACCCCCGGACUUCCCCCGCCCCCCCCCCCCCCCCCCCCCCCCCCCCGGGGACAGGAGGGGAGCCCCCAAAGUGUGUGUUUUGGGGGGGAAGCAGCAGCCCCCGGUGGGACGGCCAGGCAGGGCGGUGCGCGGGCGGUUUGUGUGUGCGCGCGUUUCGUGGUCGUGUCGCGGGCAGCGCCGAGGGCGCGGGGCUGCGGCGUGGCUCCCCCCACCCACCCACCCCCCCCAGGGGUCGGGGCCGCCCGGCGGCAGAGCGGGGGCUUCUGGGCUGGCCCGGCCCGGCCCUGCCGCCCCCUCCCCUCCCCUCCAAACCCCCACCCCCCCCACCCCCGGGGCCGGUGCUGUCUCUUGUGGGGUCGUUCUAGCCGUGGUAGUUUUAGCGCUCUCCCGGCGGCUGCGCCGGCUGUGGGCUGUGCCCCCCCCACCCCCCCACCCCCCACCCGCGGCGCCUUUGCCUUUCGGGAGCAAGGACAAACAGGGUGCUGCGCCAGGGUGCCCGGCGAGCGCCCGUCCCGGGGGAGCCCCCGUUUUCUGCUGGGCAGGGGAGGGGGAGGGGGAGGGGGGGGGCGGUGUUUCCGCUCCCCCGUCGUUUCUAUAAAUGAUCUCGUCUCUCUGCGGUGGUGCAGCGUGUUUUGGCCCAGGCCUUCCCCGCGCUGCCCCGGUGUCUGUAAAUCUGUCGUCUGCCAUGAAAACGAUCGUGCCGCUCA